AUGUCGAUCCAGGGAAAAGUCUACGCAAUAACCGGCGGUGCAAGUGGUAUCGGCUUCGCAACAGCUAAACUUCUUGUACAACGCGGGGCAAUCGUAAGCAUCGCCGAUGUUGACACCGCUGCCAUGUCAAGUGCUACGGCAUACUUCAAGGAACAAGGUGCCAUGGCAACGGUUUCUCGAGUCGACGUAUCACAGAGAUCCGAAGUAGAAAGCUGGCUGGACGACACUGUUGCGAAGCAUGGAAGACUCGAUGGCGCAGCUAACGUGGCUGGUAUAAUUGGCAAGCAUCACGGCCUUCGGGCUGUAGCAGACCUUGAAGAUGAGGAGUGGCAUAAGAUCAUUGCCGUGAACUUGACAGGAACGAUGUACUGCCUAAGAGCGCAACUUAACAGAAUAGUCGACGGAGGAUCCAUCGUCAAUGUGGCAUCCAUCCAUGGUACCAAGGGAUUCGCUAAACAUGGUGCUUAUGACGCCAGCAAACACGGCAUAGUUGGCUUGACAAAGGCUGCGGCAAAAGAAAACGGCCACCGCGAGGUGCGAGUCAAUGCUGUUGCUCCGGGCGCCAUCUACACACCCUUGAUGAAGAAAGCAUGGGAUCUGCACAACAGGGCAGAUGACGCCGAAUUUGAUGAACCGUCGGCUUUUCAACGUCAAGGCACAUCGGAAGAGUGCGCGAAUGUGAUAGCCUUCUUGCUCGGACCCGAGAGCACUUUUGUGAGUGGAAGCGUUUAUGAGGUGGACGGAGCUUGGAUAUAG
Messenger RNA from Fusarium pseudograminearum CS3096, 756 nucleotides. RefSeq lists its product as uncharacterized. The record is from RefSeq and is a predicted model, not a curated record. Bases 1 to 756 code for a protein of 251 amino acids. The transcript has 2 exons. Lineage: Eukaryota; Fungi; Ascomycota; Sordariomycetes; Hypocreales; Nectriaceae.